CAGCCGGGCCGGACCGCCCCGCCGCCGAGCUGCGUUCUGCCGCAGCGGCCUUGCUCUCCGGUCCCGGCCAGACAGAGGGAGCUCUAGGCCCUUAACAAGAUCCCUGGGACCUACUCUUGAGCACAAGGCUCUCCAGGGACAUCACUUGUGAGCACUCUAUUUUCGGCAUGUUCUCAGAGUUGAAGUUCCCUGUGCCUUGGGGCCAUGUGGCAGCCAAGGCCUGGGGACCCUCAGGGGGACACCCCGUGCUGUGCUUGCACGGCUGGCUGGACAACGCCAACACCUUUGACAAGCUCAUUCCACUGCUCCCCAGAGAUUGCUAUUAUGUGGCAAUGGAUUUUUCUGGCCAUGGUUUGUCAUCCCACCGACCUGCAGGCUCCCCCUACCAUUUUCUGGAUUAUGUGAGUGAUGUGCGCCGCGUGGCAGCAGCCUUGCAGUGGAGACGGUUCACCCUGAUGGGUCACAGUAUGGGUGGGUCUGUGGCAGGAAUGUUCAGUUUCCUUUAUCCUGAGAUGGUGGACAAGCUGAUCCUGCUGGAAAACCUUGGCUUUCUGCUAGCUCCAGAGGACACUGAGGCGUGGCUGAAAUCAAAACGGAUGGUGAUUGACAGAUUACUGAGUCUGGAGGCAAAGCAGCAAACUCCCAAAGCACGAAGCCCUGAAGCAGCAUUGCAGAGGCUCUUAGAAGCAAACAGACAUCUGACAGCAGAGGGUGGGGCAAUCCUGCUGCAGCGAGGAGCAACUGAGACACCCGCUGGGCUGGUGUAUAACAGAGACAUGAGAGUCCGCACGCAGAGUCGAGAGUCCUUCACGGUGGAGCAGUGUGUGAAGCUCCUGCAGAAGAUCCAGGACCGUGUUCUCAUCAUUGUAGCACAAGAUGGACUCUUGGUGCCACACAAGCUAGACAACAGAAAUCACUUUGUGAAGGCCUUGCGGGAGGCAUUUGAAUCUACCCUCAAAGAGCACAUCCAGCUAGUAGAGGUGCCUGGGAGCCAUUUUGUGCACCUGAACGAGCCUGAGGUGGUGUCUGGGAUCAUCAGCAACUUCCUGACAGCACACAACACCAGAGCCAGGCUCUAGGAAGCCCUCGCUGCUGCAGCAGUCCAGAACAUGAAGCUAAAAAGGUGGCUAUGGAGGAAUUGCCACCAUUCCUACCUCACAUCCAAAAUUAAUGUCAUGAUACUCUUUCCUAAGCUUAGCUCACUGUGGAAUGGAAGCAGGUCUCCUGGAGCUUCCAUGGAGGAGAGCCAAGCAAAAUAUCUCAGUUGUUGAUGGGAAAAGCAAACCUUCCUCCACUUCCAGCUCUGUAAGUACAGGGAUAGAGGCCCAGAGUGGCCUUCCCCUUGUUUGCUCCUGACUUGCACCCACAAAUGGAGCAGGAACAGGCAGAGGCAGCCUCUGCAGCAGCACCAGCGUUGCAAUAUGUAUGUGGCUUAUCUCACCUCCUCCCUGAGGAUGGUGUGACCAGUCUCUUCCCAGGAUAAUACCUACUGAAAAAACAGGGAACUGUUCAGCUUCUCUGCUUACUUCCAUGGAUACUUGAGAUCAGAGGGCCUCAUUGUCUGUUUUACUGUGAGAGCUUUCUUAAAAAUCAAGUAAGAUCUCACCUGGACACAGGUAGCCAUUUUAAUGAACAAGGGAGUAAGUCACUAAUCCUCUAGCUAAAACAGCUAAAAGGACUACUAAUAAUGGAAAAGUUGGCAGAGGUGAUGUCUGUCCUUCUAAAUAAAGAUUAAUCUUCCAAUGUUA
This is a messenger RNA of Calypte anna (Anna's hummingbird), 1748 nucleotides long. RefSeq names its product serine hydrolase like 2 (gene SERHL2). The record is from RefSeq and is a predicted model, not a curated record. NCBI's taxonomy places the organism in Eukaryota, Metazoa, Chordata, Aves, Apodiformes, Trochilidae. Bases 168 to 1079 code for a protein of 303 amino acids. The transcript has 12 exons.